Molecule: messenger RNA, 2195 nt
Organism: Phalacrocorax carbo (great cormorant)
Lineage: Eukaryota; Metazoa; Chordata; Aves; Suliformes; Phalacrocoracidae
Source: RefSeq, a predicted model, not a curated record
CCGCCGCCGCGCACAGCAUGGCCGGCUUCGCCGACCUGAACCUCCCGCAGGGGCCGGACAAGAAGUCCCUGCAGAGCUUGGUGGAGGCCGCGGCGCACCUGGGAUACUCUGCAGUUGCUCUUAAUCAUGUCAUCGAUUUUAAAGAGAAGAAACAGGAAAUCAUCAAGCCAGUAUCUCCUUCAGAGUUGUUUCCAUCUCUGCCUAUUGUACAAGGGACAUCUAAAAGAAUUAAAGUCUUAACCCGGCUAACACUUGUUGUUUCUGAUCCUUCCCACUGUAAUCUCUUGAGAUCAACGUCUGCAAAUAUAAGGUUAUAUGACAUCAUAGCUGUAUUUCCAAAGACUGAGAAACUGUUUCAUAUCGCUUGCACAACUCUAGAUGUGGAUCUAGUAUGCAUAAAUGUAACAGAAAAGCUGCCAUUCUACUUCCGAAGGCCCCCUGUGAAUAUGGCAAUAGAUCGAGGCAUUUACUUUGAACUUCUUUACACGCCUGCCAUCAAAGACUCCACAAUGAGAAGAUACACAAUUUCAAAUGCGAUCAGCCUGAUGCAGAUCUGCAAAGGAAAGAACAUUGUUAUAUCUAGUGCAGCCGAAAGGCCCCUAGAACUACGAGGUCCUUACGACGUGGCUAAUCUAGGUUUGCUGUUUGGCCUGUCAGAAAGCGAAGCCAAGGCAGCCGUGUCUACCAACUGCAGAGCCACCAUGCUUCAUGGAGAAACUCGGAAGAGUGCCUGUGGAGUAGUGUACACGGUGAAGAAGCCUCGCAAGGUUGAGGAAGAAGAAACAACACUGCCAGCCUGCAAAAAAGCUAAGACUCAAGCUUGAGGACUGAACCAAUUGUCAACAGGAACCUCCAUCCCAUCUUUACCCAGUGCUGAGUCUUCCCCCACCCCCCAGCCAGCCCAGUUCCUCCUUCUUACUACUUUAUUUAGUCUGGAGAAGAAUUAUUCUUCUGGUGUUCAAGUGAGGAAAGCUAGCUGUGGGAAUGAGACUGCUGAAUGGAGUUCACCACUUCUGAAAGGUCAUGCUGGGCUUCUGGCCAAGGUCAGGAGACUGUUUUUCCACCCUGUCUUAGGUCUUCUGGAGUUAGUGCAAACUCAACACAAUGUUUCAACACAUAUGGAAAUUUUCAGUUGUACAAGUGCAUUCCUUUUUUGUGAAAAAUGUUUCUAAGGACACAUGCUUUCAAAAUCUAGCUCUUACGGUUUCUCAAGUUGUAAACACAUCUCUGUACUAAACCCUUCAACCACAAGCCAGUAGAUGAAGUUUACCUUCAGUGGCCUGUGAAGAAUAAUAAUAGUGCAGUAAAAAAAAAAACCUGCUUCCCAUUCAGUGUCAUGAUCAAUGUCUAUAAAGGAGAUCCCACCAUCUGUCACUUGCUAGGAGAUAUCUCGGAUUUGUGUUACAGUAGACUGACUGACCUCACCUGCCAGACACGCGUCCCAAAGGCCACCCCUGGCCUGCAGCUCUUAAAACCAAACAGUAACAUGAGGUGGCUUCCACAGAUGGGAAGGAAGAGCCCAAGGUUACACUGAAUGUGUGCUCAGUGUGCUUGUGUUGCAGUCGCAGUGUAACAGCUGUCUCACCUUGGCCUGAGCGGUCUCCACGUCACAUCAUUUUUACUGCAUCAUUUCCUUCUUUAUGUCCUGGUCUGGCAGUGUCGUCUGUGAGUGUGUUCAUUUUGCUGCCUCCUGCCUUUCCAUUUUCCUUCCUGCUAAUGCCUCAGUAAACCUAAUCUGGCUGCCAAAAAAGCCAUCAUAACAGAUUUAUGAUCAGCAGAGCGUUUUUUAGAGCUCUUCCAAGUGUUGACUGAAGUUUUUCUUUUGAUUAAACAAAUAUAAAAAUUAUGUAAGCUACUGUACUCAAGAUACUCUUGAGCCAGCUUUACUGUGGAUAUUCCAGUUCUCUAUUUUCAACUAACAAGAAGUUGGGAAGUGGAAGUUAUAGCAUGUUAAAAUAUCGCAGAAAUCUUGCGGGGGUCAUCUCUGAGCUCUUAGUGACUGGACCAAACAGAAUGGAUGAAGGUCUCCGUAGACCAACAAUUCUAUGUUAUGCUGGUCUAAGUCACACAGCUUUUGCUUAAUUCAGUAAAUAAUGAAAUAUUUUUCCUUUCUGCUAUUUUUUUACUUGUUGACUUUGUGAUUUGAGUCUGCUUUAUUAUAGGUAUUGGGAUGUAAAAUAUAUGUUGUGUGCGUA